Molecule: messenger RNA, 2067 nt
Organism: Ostreococcus lucimarinus CCE9901
Lineage: Eukaryota; Viridiplantae; Chlorophyta; Mamiellophyceae; Mamiellales; Bathycoccaceae
Exons: 2
Coding region: 1-2067 (688 amino acids)
Source: RefSeq, a predicted model, not a curated record
AUGCGGGCGUCGGCGCGGACGCCCGCGACGCCGGCGUCGACGUCGCGCGCGCGCGGACGCGCGUCGAGCGCCGCGAGAGGCUCGAACGAGGCGGCGGACGACGAGGAGACGGAGGAAGAGGAGAGCGCGGCGGCGAUCGUCGCGGUGGACGUCGUCGCGUCGCCGGAGUCGGUGUGGGCGUGUUUGGCGAGAGGGGAGAAUUUGUCGGAGUUCGCGCCGACGCUGCUCGUGGCCAAGCGCGGGCCGAAGCAAUACGGAUCGACGGAGACGGAGGUGCGAUUGCUCGCGAUGGAUUACACGCUGUUCACGCCGAGAAUGCUGAAUACGGUGAGCGUUCGGAUCGUGGAUAAGUCGAAGGGGCCACCGAACUGGGAAAACGGGCCGGCGAAGCUUGGAUUUUUGGCGAGAAACGUCGACGAGCGAAGCGAUUUCAUGCUCGUGGGAUCGUUUUGUAUUCGGCCUAUUUUUGGCGAAUCGUACAAGUGCAGAUUGGAGUACAGGGCUGAGUUGAGGCCGACAAAUUACGAAGUUCCAGCUGAUGUCCUGCGCAGGGCGGUGGAGGAGAGCUUCCCGUUCGUCAUCGCGAGCGUGACGAAGCAGGCGGUGAAGAGAGACCAACGACGACUGCGGUCGCCGGGAUUCCUGCCUCAGCUCGAGACCCCUUUCGGGGCAUCCAGGGAACUGGCAAAGAAAGCGGACGAUUCUUUAGUACCGAGUGGAUAUCUCGGAUUGAGUGAGGUCAACGUCCCGACGCAAAACUCGGAAUCGAGUCAAGACGAGGAGACGCCGGAUGCCUCCAAACCCGCCGCGGUGCGGAUGCGUCCGCGCGGCGAGACAGCCAAAGCCUCAGAGGCACCGAAGAGCUGGAGAGCUAUCGGUGGUGGUGCGCAAGGAGAGAAGUGGUUUUCAAGCGACAUUACCCCGUUUGAAAAUCCAGGCUCGCUCGAGGUGCACAUGCGACGGUACGAUACGGACAGUUUGUUGCACAGACGCGCGCUGGCCGCGGUUCGCAUCGAGGCGCCGCCGGCGUUGGUGUGGGAUUUGUUGACGAAUUACGAAAACAUGCCAAAGUUCAUGCCGCAUCUCAUGCACACUGAGUACAUUCAAAGAUAUAAUGCAGUCGAGCGUGAGGCGUCCGAAAAGAUCAAACGAUUGCGUCUCAGGCAAGUCUUCGUAAAGUGCGACCUCUUUCACGCCAUCGAAGAGUCGACGGCGCUGGACGUCGUGCAGAAGGACGACCGCACCGAGUUACAGUUUCGCGUGUUACAGAACCCGAAAUUCGGCGCGCUUCAAGGUAAAUGGCUCGUCGUUCCGACCGAAGACUCCGCAGCCACGGUGUUGAAAUUCGCCAUCGAGGGCGUUGUGAGCAAUGCUGGAAUAGAUGGGACGGCGAAAAAGGUGGACCCGCUCAACGAGCGCAUCGUGUUUGAAGAGAUUUCAACCAUGCUCAAACAAGCGAGAGAUUUCAUGGAAGGAAUUGCGAGUAAAGAGGUGCAGUCAUACGGGAACGUCAACAUCAAAGUCGCCGAUCUUGUGCUGAAAGGCGCUGGAAUGUCCGUCGACGAGGAAGACGCCGUCGACGAGCAAAUCGUCGGCGCGCUCAACUCUGAAGCCACUGAAAACCAAGAGAAACAGAUACAAGCGUUGAAGCGCGAACUUAUCACUCUCGGCUUCGGCGAGAACAAGUGCAUGCCGACGCGAGAACAGUUACGCGGCGGGCGUCACUGGGACGCCAUCCAGCAAAUCGAAAGCCUCGGCGGUUUCGUAAAGGUGGCGCAACUUCUAGAUUGGUCGGGCGCGAAGACGCGACCACGUGGGUAUUGGACACUGCGAACGUUGGAGUUGGAGAUCAAAGACUUCAUCGCCAACACAGAGGAUCCGAAUGUUCAACGGAACCCCCGAAGGAUGCCGUCUCAGAAAUCGUUGCGCGACGCCGGGCGAGCGGAUAUCGUCAAUGCGCUCAAGCGUUUCGGCGGCGCCGAGAAAGUGGCGGCCAGCAUGGGUCUCGAAUUCGGUAGCGGCAACAAACGUUCGUCCGCGAGCGCGCGCGGCGGCGGCGACGAUUAG